CUAGAGGUGACAAUACUACAUUAUUUUAUGAAAUGACUAGUAAAAUUGAGUAAACAAAGUGAAUAGUGUCUGGGGAGAUCUAUGUGUACAGGUAAUGGGAGUACUUAUAUAAACCUCCCCGAACAGGGCAGACCUACAAAAAGAGAACAAUGGCUUCCACGGGAGCGAGCGAGGGCGGCCUCCGGGCACCGCUCCUCCGCGAAGAGAAAAGAGCCGAGAAGAUGACGGUGGACGGCGCGCUGCAGAAGUACUGCGGCGAGUUCGGGUGGUGGCAGCUGAGACACUUCGUGCUGGCCAGCUUGCCGUGGGCUCUCGAGGGAAUCCACACCAUGGUCAUGAUCUUCGCCGACCGCGACCCCGGCCGCCGGAGCUCGUCUCCCGCCGCCUGCGGACUGGGUCCGCGGCCGUGGGAAUGGGAUGGUGGGCCGGGGAGCUCGACGGUGGCGGAGUUUGGGCUCGUUUGUGGGCUGAAAUAUCGGGUCGGGCUCGUCCAGUCGCUGUUUUUCGCUGGCUGUAUGAUUGGAGCUGGAGUGUUUGGCCAUCUUUCAGACUCAAGAAUGGGAAGGAAAGGAUCCCUAACCAUAGUAUGCAUAAUGAACGCCAUCUUCGGAGUAGCCACCGCCUUCUCUCCCAACUAUUGGGUCUACGCCGUCCUCCGCCUCCUCUCCGGCUUCAGCACCGGCGGCACGGGCCUUUGCGCCUUCGUGCUAUCCACCGAGCCCAUCGGUCCGACCAAACGCGGCCUUGUCGGCAUGUCCACCUUCUACUUCUUCUCCACUGGCAUCGCUCUCCUCUCUGCCAUCGCUUACCACUUCCAAACGUGGCGCGCUCUCUACAUCGCCUCAUCCAUCCCCUCUGUUCUCUAUGCCCUCCUCGUCCUCCCGUUCCUCGACGAGUCCCCUCGCUGGUGCCUCGUCCGAGGGCGGGCCGAGGAGGCCAUGAGAAUCAUGCAAAGAAUUGCAAAGUCCAACGGGAGACGACGUCUUCCUGAGGAAGAUGUCGUCCUUGCCCUCGACACCGAAGCGAAAGAUGAAUGUCCUGAGACUGUUAAAGUAUCUCACAUCGAAAAUUUACCCCCCACGUCGGGUUCCCUCGUCGACGUCCUAUGGUGUCCUCUCACCCGCGUCCGGUUGCUCCUAGCCGUGACGAUCAACUUCAUGUGUGCCACUGUGUACUACGGGCUGAGCUUGAACGCUGUUAACCUCGGGACGAACCUCUACGUGAGUGUCGCCCUUAACGCCGUGGCGGAAAUGCCGGCGUACUUCUUGACAGCGAUGUUGCUCGACAAGCUCGGGAGAAAGCCGUUGGCGAUCGGGACGCAAUUGUUCAGCGGGGCUUUCUGUGUGGCCGGGAGUUUGUUGAAGGGGUACGGGAAAUGGAAGAUCACGCGGAUGAUGUGCGGAGUGUUUGGGAUUUUUGGCAUGGCCGGGACGUACAACCUGUUGUUCAUAUACACAGUGGAGCUUUUCCCGACCACCGUGAGGAACGCCGCGCUCGGAUCGGCCACACAGGCGGCACAGCUGGGGGCGAUUUUGGUACCGUUCAUCGUGGUUCUUGGCGGCGGGAUACCUUUCUUGGUGUUCGGAAUCUGCGGGGUCGUUGGAGGGCUGAUGUCAUACUUCUUGCCGGAGACGUUGAACAAGCCGUUGUACGAUACGAUGGGCGGGCUGGAAGACGGAGAAGGCGGCGGUGCAUGAAGGAAGAAGGCAUACAUAGAUGGGAGUAUUUUGUUAUGAGAACAAAGAUGAUAUGGAUUCAUCAUGGGAUCACAAUUGUUUCUUGUAGUGUAGAGUGUAGUACAAUGGUUGCUUAUUAAGGUUUUACUGCGUUAAAAUACAGUUUUGCCUAUUUG
This is a messenger RNA of Cuscuta campestris, 1852 nucleotides long. Lineage: Eukaryota; Viridiplantae; Streptophyta; Magnoliopsida; Solanales; Convolvulaceae. The record is from the annotation of a GenBank genome assembly.